Messenger RNA from Linepithema humile (Argentine ant), 2521 nucleotides. RefSeq names its product transferrin. Lineage: Eukaryota; Metazoa; Arthropoda; Insecta; Hymenoptera; Formicidae. The record is from RefSeq and is a predicted model, not a curated record. Gene Ontology annotation, biological process: iron ion transport. Gene Ontology annotation, cellular component: plasma membrane; early endosome; recycling endosome.
CAUCCACGCAAAUGAAUGUCGAUGGGCGUAUGCGACCGCGUUAUCAGAAGCUUCUUAUCGAUAUGUGUGAAGAGGCAAACGGCACACCUAGUUCCGCUCUCACUAUCCAUGUUAAGAACAGAUUCGACAUCAGUUUGUAUCAAACUGUCGUUGGAUAUUGCCUUCCGAUCGGCGAUGAGGAAUAUCGUUUGGGUGAUUCUGCUUGUUGCGGUUGCACGUGCGCAACCGAGAUACAAAUUCUGCGCACCUGCCGAAACGAUAAACGAUGGUUCAUGCUAUUCCUUGCAACGAGGGGACAGUGAAGUAUCGUGUUUGCGCGUAGCAGAUAGCGCGGAAUGCGCUAUCCGCUUAGCCACGGGAGAGGCCGACUUCGGUGUCUUCAAUGCGGAAGAGUUGUUGCUGACGUAUCAAUUUUAUCCGACCAAUAUUCUACCCAUUCUUCAGCUGAGACAUAAAGAUAAGCUACAUGAGGAAUUCGAAUUCCAAACGGUGGCAGUGGUCUCGGCAGAUUUGAGCCAAAUCGAUUUACCUCCUGGCGAACGCCUCAAGCGUUUAAAGAACGCUGGCCUUUGCCAUCCUGGUUUCAGUAAAGUUCAAUGGUGGAACGAUUAUAUUCUCAAGCAUUUUGAAAAAACAGUACUUGAGAAAACAGUAAAUUCAUCAAGGUGCCAAGAAAAUGUAACCGUCAUCGAAAACGAAGUCAGAAAUCUUAGGGAUUUCUUUGGAAAGGCUUGUAGACCUGGUGAUUGGUCACCUGAUAGCUCUUUUGAUCAGGAAUUAAAGUGGAAAUAUCCAGAAUUGUGCGAACUUUGCGACGGCGCGGAUUGCUAUUAUAGCAAUAAUCAAAAACAUGGACAUUACGGAGCUUUGGAUUGUUUAAUAGAAGGUAGAGGAAACGUGGCAUAUGUAGCGCUUAGCUACGUUCAAGAAUAUCUUAAGAGAAACGCUUCGUACCAAUUUUUGUGUCCAAAUGGCAAUGUUCUCCCUUUAUCCAGCGAAACACCUUGUACGUGGCUCAAACAACCAUGGAGCGUCAUCAUAUCUAGAAAGGAAAUUGCAGAAACUCUUAAGCUUGAAUUGUUGGAAUGGUUGAAAAUAAAUCCACAGACAGAUUCUUGGAAGAUUGCUCUGAAUAAGAUUAUACAGGAAGAUAGCCGGGCUAUCGAUAUGUCGGAAAAGUCUAUAGCCAUAUAUCUCAGACAAGGGAGAGAAAUCGAUCUCGAAAAUAGCGAUAGUUGCGACAGAACCAUUCGUUGGUGUACGAUCAGUGAUCUGGAGACCAACAAGUGCGUGUGGGUGUCGAAAGCAGCGACAGCCCUCGGUGUCUCACCGAGAAUUUCUUGCGUCAAGGCAAAUUCUACAUUCCAAUGUUUCCAUGAGAUAGCUAACGAUCGAGCGGACAUAAUUGCCAUCGAUUCCAACUAUGGAAUGGUGGCGCGAAUACUUUACGGACUAUCGACGGUUCUCUACAGCGAAACUGAUAUAGAUAAAAACAGCGAGAUAAUUGCAGUAGUGCGCGAACCUAAGGACGCCGAUUAUCCUGUGAAGAGCUUCAACGAUUUAAAGAAUCGAAAAGCGUGUUUCCCCGAGUACGGCGGAACCGGCUGGUUGAGUUUCGUCAAUCUCGCGAGAACGAGCGGCCUCAUUUCAUCUAAAGCUUGCGAUUAUCCAACGUUGGUGUCCAAAUUUUUGUCCGGCGCCUGUACCCCCGGAAUAGAUGACGCCGAUCAUUCACGCAGCUCGAUCUCCACAGACAUCUCGUCCAAACUCUGCUCGGCUUGUCAAAAUAAUCUUUGCGCGGUGAACUCGACUAAUCGCUAUUACGGCGACAAAGGAGCCUUAAGGUGCCUCAGUGAAGGAGCCGGCGAUGUGGCGUUCGUCGAGGCGGCAAAUAUUAUCGAUGGCACCAUCGAUCCGAAUAUGUAUCGUAUUUUAUGCAAAAAUGGAAGUUUGGCCCAAAGUCCAGGACUCGUCUUUGAUGAAUUUUGCGCAUUAUCGGUGACAAUUGAUAGUGAGGUUGUUAGUCGCAGAAACAACUCGGAGAUCUUUACGAACGAUAUUAUCCAAGCCUUGCUAAGAAUAGAAGAUUGGCUAGGAUAUCGCGUAAAUGCUAGAAGACCAAUUCAUAUUUAUGGUCCAUUCAAUGGCACGAUAGAUCUUCUCUUCAAAGACUCCACGUCCGGUUUGGUUCCCACAUCAUCAACGAAGAAGACGGUGCUUACCUAUAAAGAACUUUUCAAUCACGUAGAGACGUGCUCGGGUUGUUCUUUUCAAGUCAUCGCUAAUUUUAUCUUUGUAGCUCUAGUCGCGCUUUAUCACAUUCUUUCCAGUCACGUACACUAAUUGUAUUGUUAAUAUUUACGAUGUUUACAUAAUAUGCAGUUGCCAUGUACUUUUAAUUAAGUAAUUAUGAAACAUUGACCAACCUUUAUACUAUUCCUACAAAGAAAUGAAAGUGUCCACCAUAUAUUUUCCCCUAUUUUGCAAAAUAGAAUAAAAGAAAAUAUUAUUACUUUUCUAA